Messenger RNA from Cuscuta campestris, 1274 nucleotides. NCBI's taxonomy places the organism in Eukaryota, Viridiplantae, Streptophyta, Magnoliopsida, Solanales, Convolvulaceae. The record is from the annotation of a GenBank genome assembly.
CAAGUGUUGAUUCAAGUCGCACUUUCGUACUUGGUAAAAGACGAAAGAACAAACGAAAUGUCUAUGACUCGUUGAUACGUUACCAACGUGCACAUCGAUUCGCAAGAAUAAUGAAACGAAGGAUUUAUCUGCGCCGCAAGGCUGCAUGGGAACGAGAUGACCCAGAGGAGACGUUCAGCGUAGACUCUGCCAGUAGUGUAUGUGGAAUGAGUCAAGAAUCCGCCCACGGACAAGGCAACAAUGAACACGUCAGUGUUCAUACUGAAGCAUCUAGUUUUACCCCUCCCGUCCAAAAUGAACCCGUCAAUCAACAAAAUGUUGGGAAUAACCCAAACGCUGGUGGUCAACCCGACCUUGUGAUUCUAGCUUUUCUAGCUAAUGUGUUGCAAGAAAUAGCCAACGCGCCAAUGUUUCAACCACCUCCACCACCGCCACCUCAAGUGAUAACCUACAAAACGCUAAGAGAUAACGGUGCAGAGUUAUUCCUUGGGGAUCGCAUCGGUGAACCCCAAAUUGCAUGGGACUGGAUCGAGCAGUUUGCUCGAGUGUUGGAGGAUCUUAACGUACCCAUUGGCAACUAUCCCCGACUAGCGUCUCAGCUACUUCGCAAGGAAGCCUACGAGUGGUGGAAGAGGACUGAUGAGAGUGCAGGAACCCCUAAGCCAUGGACAUGGACACAUUUCGAAUGGGCAUUCAAACAAGAAUAUAUUCCAAAACGUUUUAGUGAAGAAAAACUUAAGGAAUUUGUCGAAUUGCAACAGGGAGACAUGACACUCCCCGAGUAUCGUCAGAAGUUUACCAGUCUUGCUAAGUUUGCACCAACCUUGGUGAGUACCCCAACCGAUCGCAUCGAGGAAUUCAGGAAGAAACUUCGACCUGACCUUAGGUCGCGUGUGUCCGUCCUAACCACCGUGGAUUUCGCGGAGGCCUAUGAUCUCAUAGCCAGGGCAGACAGCGACUUGAGUGCUUGCAUUGAGUAUCUGAAGACAAAUAAUAUUCAAUUUAUGUGGAUGUUCGACGCUUUAGAUAUGCUUACUCAGCUUCAUCGCUGAGCGUGUAGUAUGUUUUAUUUGCUACACGCAGGUAGACAGAAUGAGUGAAUGCCAUGUUCAUGGCAGCGGAAGGGGCGAGACAGUCGUGGUGGAUUUAUUGAGAAAAUAAAUGAUUAUGUUAUUAUGAGUCAUGUUUAAAAAUCGCUUCCGCAUUAAACACUCCGUAUUUACUACAAUUAUGUUUGGAAUUUCAUUUAUGAUGAAUAAAGUUAUUUGAAAUGU